GCCGGCCAUGUUUCUUUGCUUCUUCGAAUCCUCUCUUCUCUAGAGUUGCGCAAAACACGACGGUGCACAUGGCAGCAGCUGUAGUGUGACGGACUGUUAUCUGAUUCAGUAUAUUUAUAUACAAGCACUGCUUCAUACGGCUUUCCUUGGUUCGGCGGAGGCAUUGUCUCUUCAUUUAUAUUCAAUCUCUCCCUCCCGUCUAUUCCUGUUGGAUUCACAUUUCUCACCUCCAAGCGUGCCUAGACGUUCUGCACUAACGAAGCAGCUAGAGAUUUGGCUGGCUUGCCUACCACACCAGCAUCCCCAUUGGCUGACGCCCGCUCCGAAUCAGGCCAUUGACCAUGAGCCGAUUUGCCCCGCGUUACUUUGACGAGAAUUCCGUCUCCUCAACACCUCCAGUAGCCAUGUACUGGAACGGAGUCUACUACCCCAACUGGCGCAUCUACCGUGACCAACCGCCGGUAUCUCUCAACUUCGACGUCAUUUCUCACGUGUUCUACGCCUUUGCCUGGGUGAAGUCUGAUGGAACAGUUUAUCUGAGCGAUGAGUGGGCUGACACACAGAUUGAAGUCCCCGGUGCGGGAGAUGUCCCUGCAACCCAAGGGUGUCUCAAUUCCUUUGCAUUGCUGAAGAAGAAGUACACGAAGCUCAGGGUUGUGCUCUCAGUUGGUGGUGGGGGCAAGGGCAGUGAACCUUUUGCGGAAGUAGCUCGCCAUGCGGAUUCUAGGGAGAGGUUCGCCCAGACUGCCCUAGGGUUGGUACAGCAGUUCGGUAUUGACGGCAUUGAUAUUGAUUGGGAACAUCCUUCUGAUCGUCGGCAGGGAGAGGACUUCGUUGCACUGUUAGCUGCUUUGAGAACGCAUCUGCCUGCUCCCCAAUACACCCUGUCCUCGGCUCUGCCUGCCGGCGAGUGGGCCCUCCAGCAUAUCAAUCUGGCUCAUGCUUCCAACUACUUGGAUAUGAUUAACUUGAUGUCGUACGACUUCGCAGGCCCGUGGGUGAAGAAAUGUGGUCACCAUUCUCAGCUGUUCACACCGCAGAUUCCACAUAGCCCUGAAGCGGCCAUUUCAUGCCACUCUGCUGUUUCGUACAUGGUCCGACAAGGCGUCCCUCCAAACAAAAUCGUCAUGGGGGUGCCGGCGUAUGGGCGAUCCUUCACUGGCACGCGUGGGGUGGGGCAUUCGUACUCUGGCCAUGCAGGAGAGGAGGGCACGUUUGAAUAUCGAGACCUCCCCCGGCCCGGGGCCGAGGAAUGUAUAGACGAGAAGGUGGGAGCGGCUUACUGCGUUGGGGGAGACGGGGGUUUCGUUACCUACGAUACCCCGCAAACGGUGAAGAUGAAGGCGAAGUAUGUACGACAGAACGGGCUCGGCGGGCUGUUCUAUUGGACGGGAACAGGGGACGCUAGCGCUCUCACACAGAAGGAUAGGAGUUUGGUGUUUAGUGGAUUCGUGGGUCUGUUUCCUCAAUAAUGAAGCAUUGGACGCAGCUUUCCAGGAUGGGCAUGUUUCUUAGCGUGAAUUUGGCAGGGUGGCAAGGAUUACAAAAAGCUUCGAGUACUACAUCUAGCGGAGUGGGAUAGUAAUUGCCCCUGAUUUUAGGGCACUCCUUGUUUUG
Molecule: messenger RNA, 1617 nt
Organism: Lindgomyces ingoldianus
Lineage: Eukaryota; Fungi; Ascomycota; Dothideomycetes; Pleosporales; Lindgomycetaceae
Product: chitinase 1 precursor
Exons: 4
Coding region: 342-1472 (376 amino acids)
Biological process (GO): carbohydrate metabolic process; chitin catabolic process
Cellular component (GO): extracellular region
Molecular function (GO): chitin binding; chitinase activity
Source: RefSeq, a predicted model, not a curated record